ACUUUCUGCUUUGGCUUCUUUAACUUCUUUUUCAGAAGUUAGGUUAUCCUGGAGGUUGUUUUUCCAAGAAAAAGAUGCAGCAAGUGAUAGCCAAACUAACAAAAGGAACAAUCCUGUUUGGGGUUUGUAAGUGGUUUGAAUAACUUCUUUUUAGAAAUGGGUCUAUGUUUUUAAAUUUUUAUUUAUUUAUUUAUUUUCCUUUUUUUUUUUUUCCUUAGAGUUUUAACUCUUGAAGUUAAUUCAUUAAAAGAACCAGUCUCUGGCAGAUGAGGAAGAAGUAAAGGCAAGCAAGUCACUUUUGUGCCUGUGAAGAAUACAUAAGCAUUUUAUUCCAAGAAACCCCAAGGAAGGAAAACCUGUGGGUUUUUUUUUGUUUGUUUUUUUGUUUGUUUAGUUUUAGAGAUCUAUUAUCUUAUAGAAAAGCGUGUGAUUCUUUUUGGUGGUCCUAACCCAUACAUUUGAAAGACUGUAACUGAUAGUUCUGCCUGAGAUUUGUCUUUUUUUUUUUUUCACAAAAUUAAAAUACUGAAAAAUAUUGCAGUCCCUUGAAGCAGAAGCAUAACAAGUACGUCUAACCCAUUUGAUUCUCCUUGUAUUCUCCAGCUGCUAUAUACUCCAUCAAGGUCAUCUUUUUCUUGGUUAAGCAGUAUCUAAUGGCAUUUGUGCACACGUUCAAGUAGUUUCUCUUCAAAAAGGCUUCAAAAUACAGUUUCUUCCUUUGGAUCACUACAUUCAAUGAUGCAUUACAGUUUUUCAACAAGGAAAAGAAACAGGGACAGGUACCAAGUCCUCUUGCCACCCAAUAUAGUGCAGAAAAAAAUCUGCCUAUAUAAAUACAACAUGGAUGCUGACUGGUUGGUGCCUGCUUACCCUAAUGAGCUUAAAGUCUUAUUUGUAGUGGACAUCUGUCAAGACAGAAGUGAGGCACGCAAGUCCUCUUAAUCCAUUAGCUCUAAAUCCAGCAGAGCUUUCACACACUUUUUUUUUUUUUUUUUUUUUUUUUUUUUUUUUAAAUCAAAGAAGAAAACCUGUGUGGAAACAUACAGAACAUACAGUGGGACAAUGCACGACUGCAAGACCAGAUCCUGGACAGUGAGCAUAUGAGAUUUCAAGGCAAACUACAUCAAGAACUGUCAACAAAACUACUACUGUGAUGGAAAACUUGUGAGAAAAGGCCAGUCUACAGCUCAGGAUGAGACAGUGAGUUUGAUUCUUUGUUGUAUUUUCUAUAGUUAUCUAGAUUUUUAAAUCAAAAAUUCAGCCAAAGACGAAGAAAAGAUGGGCUGCACACCAUCUCACAGUGAGAUUGUCAAUACUCUUGCAAGAAGUGGCCUUAAGGCUUUGAAUAAGCCCAAAGGUGUUUUGCAUAUUGAUCCAACAGACAAAGGAAUUCCGCUGCUAGUUAAAGGUUCAUCUUGCUACAGUUUUGAAGAACUUCAGCAAUAUGGGGUCCAGAGGAAUGACUGCCUGAUAGAAACCAAGGAGAAAACAUCUGAGCGGGAUAAUAGUGAUCAUUUGCAGUGUUCUUCCAACUCUCAUCCAAAGGUCCCCAUUCCCAGGGAAGACAAAGUAAUUGAGAGGACAGCCACAGAGGCUGAAGUUAUAUCCAAACUGAUUGAAUCUCAAAAACACAUCACUGAGGCUAUACAGAUCAGAAAGCAAAGCUCCUGUGAAUCAGAAGCAUCAGUGUUCAUUUUGGAUAAUAAGAAUGAAAGCAACGCAAAGCAAAUCCUAAAGAAAGGGAAGAAGCCAAAGAAUCAGAAGUCAGCAAAACAAGGUCGACUUAGCAAAACUAAAGAAAAGUCCAUUUUGUCCCCGUGUGAGACAGAGGAAAAGGUGGAUUUCCCAGAACUGCUUGUUAAGGCUCAUCAGAGUGCAUACGCUUACUUAAAUCCCAAUCUUUCCAAGUAUGAAGCAAUACUUCAUAUGGCUGAUCAGGCUGCCCAAACUCAGCUCUUCCUACAGCAGAUGGUAAGCUUCCUCGUACUUCGCUUUGAUGAAAUCAACCAGCUCUUGGAAGAAAUUGCUAAUGAUGGGGAAAAUCUUCUCAAAAACGUGGGGGGGAAUCUGGCAUGGCCAUCAGAAAAAGGUGAUUUGAAGGAGCACCCUGAUCUUCUGCAACAACUACUGCAAUACACAAUCAAUAAAAUGCAGUUACUCAAUGGAACGCUAGCCUCUCUCACCUCUGAUGCCCUGCAGGAGACAUGCAACUACCUGCAGACCGCUGCAAGCAACUUGGAAGGAAAACUGAAAGCAAAGCAAAUGUUUGAUGAGCGCCUGCUUCAGACAGUAAGGCUGCUUGAAGCCUCAACCGUAGGGAACCCUCAGUUUCAUGGUGAUGACAGGACUCUCUGUUCUGAGGACAGUGGCAUUGGUGUGGACAAUGAAUCCCUCAAAGACUUCAGUCCUUUCAGCCAUCUUGGAGCACAAGCAAGCCUUGAUUCCUCUGCACAUGGCGUUCUGUCCCAGAAGCACAGCAGAAUGAUGGAGCAUAUCCACAAUGGGACAAGGCCACCAGGCACAGCCACAUCUCAUAACUCCACACUCGAAAUGCAUUUUAAAGAUGUGCUUCAUUCAUCUGUACAGAGUAGAGAAGGAACUACUUGUCGGGGAGGAAUACCGGAAGGUAUUUCCACCAUGGCACAAGAUGCAAGCUUGAGUAAAAGCCACUCCUGUAACUCCUUCCAGUCUGACUCUACUCAAGAACAUGAGCAUUUCCAAGUUGGUGAAUCAAUAGAUUUUCCUUCAGAUGAUGAUGAUGAAGGGAGCACCCUGGGGGAGGAUGACAACACAAGUUUAUCAGAAAUGGGGAAGGAUGCCCUGCCAAAGAGGCCCCAGUCCUCACCUGCAGUCACUGAUAACACAAAAAGGCAGUCUAUCAAAAGGACAGAAAAUGCAGAAGCAGAGGAAAUGAUUCUGAAGAUGAAAGAUGCCAUCAGUGAAAAAAUCAAAUUUGUCCCAGCUAAGUCUAGGCGUAAAGAGUGGAUGGAGGAUGAGAGUGGAACUGCCAUCUUAACAGCAAGGCCCAGUACAGCAACAGGCAGACAGAAAACCUAUGGUAAACACCGACGAUCCCGGUCAGAGGAGUCCCUCAGAAGCCAGGCAGAGGACCCAACCCUCCUAGAGCUUCAGAGAACUCAAAAGGAGCUCAGCAAAAGGCUAGAAAUGUUUUACGGAAAGAAGGAGACAGAUAACAACAAAGAGCCUAGGAAACUGAGAACAACAUGUUACUUGCAGGAUGAGCAAGUUACUUCUAGGUCUUCUAGCAAACUGAAGGCAUGCCUCUCAAAAAAUUUCAGCAUCCUGCCUAACCAGGAUAAAGUCCCUUCGUACAUAGUUGAUCAAAAUCCUGCCCAUCAGCUGGAUGAAAAAAGAGACAAGAAGCCUUUGAAAGCUACUAUGCCCACCCAGGAGACGUCAUCAGGGAAUGAAGAAAACAAGCCUUCUGGAACUCAAACACUCAGUGGCAGCAGUUGUGCCCCCCGCCAGUCUGUCAAAAAGCUCAUUGAAACAUUCAGUCCCACUGAUGAGUUUGGAAAAGCCGCACCUUUGAAAUCUUUAGGACCAGUAAAAUGUGUCAGAAAGUUUGGACUUCCAGUCAUCCCACCCACUGUUCCCUUUCAGAGAGCCCUAGUGCCUUUGAAUGUUAAGCAUCGCAUUUCGCCAGUAGAAGGCACAAACCUUUCAAACAACAGUGGAGUUUGUUCUAACUUUCCAAAUGCCUUUCCUCCUAUACCAGCAGCAGCAGAAUUAAGCAAGGACACAAAGGAAGAGAUAGAUGAAGAUAUUGAGAACUUGCCACCGCCACCCCCUGAAAUGCUCAUAGACAGUACUUUUGACUCCUGUGAGAUGGAAGAAACUGCAAGAAUAGAAGAAAGCUCAUCAGAAGAUGCCAAAAAGCCUGCCAAAACAGAAUUUCAAGCUACUAAGAGAACACAAGUCUCCCCAAAAAUGAGGGCCUCUCUUCAGUCCAUUGACUUAUUACCAAGCAAAAAUAUCAAUGGCCCCAAUGUGGCUGCUAACAAAGUUCUAAGGAACAGUGAACCAAGGGAUGAUAAACUGCAGAUAUAUUCUCUGGAGUUGAACCCUACCAAUGUGCACAUCCCUAGUCAGGAAGAGAUAUUAGCAACCCAGAGAAAAGAGGCUGCAGAUUUGUACAAGCAAACGCAUAAAAUUAUUCCUCUUCAAAAUCCCAGCGGGGUUUCAAAACCACACAGCAACAGCUCAGAGAGCAUGGAGGCCAAUUCACCCACAACUUCAGUGCCACACCAGAAGCACGGCUCUCCUGACUCUCUCAGGAGAAACGAAAAAGGCUCAGUGUUCUCCAGGAGGGUGUCCCCAGCGAGAACCCCUCCUUCUUCUCCGCCAACUGAGAAACGGCUUUUCAGCCCUCCAACACAUCAUAGACACUCUCUACAAGCUUUUAGCAGCCCCCAGCCCAGCUCGCCCACCAUGCAGAGGAAACCCAGCCCCCCUGCCAGCCCCAGAGCACCCAGCCCUCCCUCACAGAAGAAGCUGCCCUCUCCACCAGCCCAGCGCAAACUGCUCAGCCCUCCUGCAGAGCAUAAGCAGAGCUCAUCAAGCCCACACCGGCCACCAGGCUCCCCAGCAUACCGCCGUGACACAGCCCCUGCUCCAUUUCCCAUCGCCCCAUCCCCACCAACCUCCCCAUCUCGCUCCUACAGAGGAUCAAGAGCAGGUCUGGAUGCCGGGGAUGAGCCCCAGCCUUCCUCCACCAAAAAGGGCAGCAACGUACAUUCAAUAUUUUGCCCAGCCACCUCUUCCUUAUUUGAAGCAAGACCUCCACCAGCACCCAGCAAACCCUCAGAGGAGGUCACGGGUCAGCCUGAAGCUUCAAAACCUUCCCAAAAGAGCAGCCUGCUUUUCCAGCAGCUGGGAGCUCGAACCAGAAAGCUGUCCCUGAGCGCUGCCAAUCCUCAGCCAUUUGUGAAGAGAAGUUUCUCCGACCGUCGACCAGGGGUCCGGUUCUUCCUUCCAGCUCCUGUGUCAGCUGCCAGUGAACCCGCUCUUAACCAAGCAAGCAUGGACGAGAGCCCUAGAAAAGCAGGCGACUCUUGGAGCAACCCUUGUGCCCCUGAAAUCAAAGAGUCCAACAGAUCUGCUUCCCACCCGGAGCUCUACAUUGUGGGCCAGAGGCUGCAGAGGGACUGACCACAGAGGCAUGAGGAGGGAACAGCCUUACCCAAGCCUCCAAAACGCUGCUCCGUUAUUUUUAAUCACAAGGAAACAAUAUGAUGGCACUGCAUCUGAAAACCCAAACCUCUCGACCUCCAGAGGAAAUACCAGAGUGAUAACCAGCUGCUUCUCCUUCUGAUUGCAAUUCAAAGGUUUGCUUUCAGCAACAGAAAUGCUUGCCAGUUCUGCAAGUCUGAGGCAAACCAAUUCAGUAUUUUCAUUCCCCUGGGUUUGCUCAGUGCAGAGCAGAGGAGCUGAGCGGAGGCUUCAUGGCAGCUGCAGCUCCUGACAGGGAGAGGAGGGCAGCGCAGAGCUCUGCUCUGUGUGACAGCGACAGGGACGGAACAGUCGAGAACCAACUGAAUUCUACUGCAAAAUACAAAUGGCUUCAGCAAAGUCACAACUUCACACUAGGUUAUUUAUGAACACUUACAUAGAGAGAAAAAGGCCAAAUACAAGUUAAAGCAAAAAAUAACCCUUUUUAUUUCCAAGGGAUAUUAGGAAUGUUAUUUCCUCAAAAAGACUUUGAUCUUCUAAAGCAUCUUUGAUUACCCUGUAAUCUCAUCAUCUCUAGUUCUCAGGAUACAAGGCUUAAUCCUGAUUAGAGUAGUUUUGUAACCGCCUAAUCAAACAUCCUGAGGCACUUAAGGACAUGUUAAAAAAAAAAAAAAAGAAAAAGAAAAAAGAAAAGUGAGAAUCCUGUUCCCUCAGAAAGAGGUUGAUAUUCCAGUUGACACAGUUUGAAUGGAUUUGCUGUGACUUCUAGGCAGGUUCUUGCUAAUGAAAACACAAGGUACUGUCAUCUGGUUAAUCACAGGCUGGUAUAGCACCCACUAAAAUACUUCCAUAAUUUACUGGAUUUUACUCAAAGAACUGGUUUGUCAUCAGAAUUAAGAUGUAACUUUUUAAUUUACCUAAUUUGACUUGAUUUUAUAUGCUACUUCAGGGACAGAAAAAGAUCCAGAAAAAGACCCAUUUCUAGUCCUGCUUUGGUGGGAAUAGCUUUAGUUUUUCCUACAGCUUUCAUGAUGAACGCUUCAUCUAUGUACAGAAUUUUUAACCCUUUCCCUUUUUAACCACCUUCAUGACGGGGGAAUUAAGGCUUGCCUUAAGCUGUACAAGGGACCCCUUUGUCUACUGAACACUUCUGAGUUUUACUACAGUGCCUUCAUCACAACCAUCCAUCUUCAAUAAACUCAGUGCCAUUUUAUACCACAUAAAAGGAAACCUUAACUGUAGUAUUUAAGAUGAAGUAUUACAAAGAAAUAACUCAUAGCAUAUCAAUGCUUUGGAUCAUCAGGGGUUUGUGAGCUUGAGGUGACAAAAGUAGCUGUACCCAAGGUGUACAUGUAGGAGAUGUCAACAGACCCACAUUGUGAUCACACAGAGAAAUACAUCAUUCCCUAUUAAAUAGCGAAAUCAACAAGGAGAUACUGCAAGGCUCCUCAGCAAAGCAAAUUCUGCAGGUCAGUUUUCCCCCUCGUCAGAAGUUUUGUCUACUCCCACUGCAUUAAAAUUACAUAUUUUGUAUGCAUUUUGGAUUUGUCUAUUCUGGUGUCAUUAGCUGUCAGAACAGAAAUAAACCAGAAACACGACAAUGGAAAUCUGGCACUUUGCAUGCCUAAAUGUAACUUUGAAGAUGAAAAUGCAAGAGUGGGGGCGCAACUUCUGCUCAGUUGCUGCAAUCAUUUCAGCCCUUCAUGGCUUAAUGCUGAAAUGCCUCAGCAUCCACAAUGGAUGAUAAUUGAAAGUGUGUAUUUAUGCUCCCUGAGCAGCAAAUUCUUCUGUAGAGUAAGAGCUACAGCAGCACAUAGAGAAACGCUACAGCGAUCAAGCUGAAACUUGCUCACACCUGUGCUGGCUGGACAUGAAUUCAGCCAAGCCACUUUCCCCUGAUUAAAAUAAGGCUCUCCUGAAGACAUGUCACAUAAACCAUCAUCCCAGUACAGCAUUUGUUCCAGUUUUGGCUAAGAUCAUGUCAUCAGUACGCUCAUCGCAACCAUAGUCCCACUUGAACACGGCAGCUGUUGGGGGAUUUUAGCAUUGCCCUAAGGACGUUUGUUGCAGCAAACUGAGCGUUACAUUCAAGAAACAGAGCUUCUCCAGUGGUGAUCUACAAAUAUCUGUAUCAUGAACUCAUGACUACGUAUAACUAGAAGAUUCUCUUCAGUGCAGGACCCUUGCAAUGAGGUGUUAAACUUCAGCUCAUAUUGCAAGCAUGAAGUUGAGAGUAACUAGUACAUAGAAAACAACAGCAUGACUGAUCACUUUUUAAAGAAGUGUUAUUGUUUGUUUGUUUGUUGUUGUUACAGAUUUUUUUUAUAUCAUUUCCAUUUUUCCUAAAUUCAAUGUUUCUGAAAUACAGUUGUUAUUAAGACCAUGCUCAAUUUCAAGAUGUAUUUUUUACUGAUGUAAAUAAAUCAGUUUUAUACACAGGUUAUGAGUUUGUGCCUUACAUUCUGUCUGAAGUCAGCACAGUCCUCAAUGUUAUGCUAUUGAUUCCUUAUGUGGUGCAUUAAUGGGUGCCCUCUGCCAUAAAAAGUCCUUUUGCUUCAU
Molecule: messenger RNA, 7752 nt
Organism: Tympanuchus pallidicinctus (lesser prairie-chicken)
Lineage: Eukaryota; Metazoa; Chordata; Aves; Galliformes; Phasianidae
Gene: PCARE
Product: photoreceptor cilium actin regulator
Exons: 2
Coding region: 1279-5172 (1297 amino acids)
Biological process (GO): photoreceptor cell outer segment organization; protein localization to photoreceptor outer segment
Cellular component (GO): photoreceptor inner segment; photoreceptor outer segment
Source: RefSeq, a predicted model, not a curated record